Messenger RNA from Saccostrea echinata, 4031 nucleotides. Its product is annotated as SPRY domain-containing protein 3-like. Gene Ontology annotation, molecular function: protein binding. The transcript is spliced from 11 exons. NCBI's taxonomy places the organism in Eukaryota, Metazoa, Mollusca, Bivalvia, Ostreida, Ostreidae. Bases 84 to 1418 code for a protein of 444 amino acids. The record is from RefSeq and is a predicted model, not a curated record.
UGCACGACUUGAUUUUUAUUUACAAAAAUCGUCGACCAAAUGGCGAAACAUGACGAAUCAACAGUUGUUUGUGUAAAAAGUAAAUGGGAGCGAGGAACAUAGACCCAAUACGUCAUUUAGUCGACAUGGAGAUGCGAUUUCAGAACCAGAUGAUGAAUGUAUGGAGGAGACAUCGCAUUCGUCACGCACAAGAAAUUUUCCCUGUUCGCCCAGCAGAACCAGGAAAACCACGUUAUGAAAGGGUUAUUGUGGAUGGUGACAUUGUAAGUUAUCUAGCAAACCCCCACAAUCAAGUGGGUAUCUACAUUGCUUCUGACCCCUUGACCCCAGAUGAUUAUUACUUUGAAGUUGAAAUCUUAGAUAGUGGAAACUUAGCAACAAUAGGUGUUGGUCUUGUACCAUUAAGAUAUCCAACAGACUCUCAGCCUGGGUGGAGGGCUUUCUCUGUAGGGUAUCAUGCUGAUGAUGGAAAACUGUACAAAGCUAAUGGAUUUGGUAAACCAUUUGGUCCUAAAUCUCAGGCUGGGGAUAGGAUAGGCUGUGGAAUCAAAUUUCCUAAGCCAAAUGCUGAUCAGGAAAACCCAGCAGCCCAGAAUAUGGCAAAGGUCUUCUUCACACACAAUGGGAAAGAGGUUGGCAUCGUCAUGGCAAUGUUACCACCAGAUGGAAACCUCUAUCCAGCAGUGGGCAUGCACUCUGAGGGUGAAGAGGUCAAGGUCAUGCUUGAUGCAGAGUGGCACUACGAGGAUUUAGAAUUAAUGGCGGUGGAUGAUGGGGAAGAUGACUGGUCUCGUCUCCAUGACGUCAAACUCAACGGCACGAUGUUGGAGUAUUCAGGGAGAGGAAAAAGCAUCCAUGAUGUUGGACUAGCCCAGGCUAGGUAUCCCCUUGAUACCACCAAUCAUUACUAUGAAAUAGAGGUCGUGGAUCCAGGAGAAAAUUGUUAUAUUGCAAUAGGAAUCGCAAGAAGGAAUUAUCCUAAGAACCGACAUCCUGGAUGGAAUAAAGGCUCUGUGGCAUAUCAUGCAGAUGAUGGUAAAAUUUUUGUUGGCUCUGGAGUGGGUGAGCCAUUUGGUCCCAAAUGUCAUAAAGGUGAUAUCAUGGGUUGUGGAAUCCUCUUCCCUAAUGACUAUGACAGUGAAGCUGAUAGUGACCAGUCUCCGGAUGAUCCGGAUGUCAGUAACAGAGAGCUGGAUGAACUGGAUCCCUCCGACUCGGAUGACUCAGAUGAGGAGAACAUGUGGUGGAGACCUGGUAAUGAUGACCAAGGAACCAAAGUACAGGUAUUUUUCACAAGAAAUGGAAAGAUUGUGGGAACGAAACAGGUGUCAAUACCAAAAGGAGGAUUUUAUCCAACAGUUGGAAUGCUCAGUAGUUGUGAAAAAGUGCGAGUGGACUUGCAUCCAUUGACUGGAUGACCUCUAUGACCUUUAGUUACUCCUAUAAGUAUUUCACACUGACCAAAUUCCCAGUGCUUAAGUCCCACACAACAAUAUGCACUGGAAAUUCUCUCAAGCUUGUUUCACUGUUAACAUUCUGCACCUAUAAGAAGGAUGGUGUAGGCAAUAGCACUGGAAUCAGGAUAAGCCGUAUUCUUUUUUGGGGGAAGUAAUUUGUUCAUUUUCAAGCUAUGUGCUUGUAUUGUACGAACUCUUAUGUAGGAUUGUGCUACAAUUUGUGCCAAAAAGUUUUUUUUUUUUUUAUUUUAAAAAUCCAAGCAAAGUUUUGCUAUAAUAGAUAGAGCAUACUCCACUGAAUUUUUUUUAACAAUAUCUUCACAGCUAUUGGAAACAUAUGUAACAAGUUAAAAGGAAUUGGCAUGUAGACCUUGGUGUACAUUUAUUUUACUUUACUGAUACAUAAGACAUAUUUCAUUGAGUAAACUACUAGCUAAUAAGCAAUUUAUACAUGUAUGUUGCUUUUUUUUUUUCUGGAGCUACCUUGGAGUAAGCUGUAUUUAAAGAAUGGUUAUUUAUAGCUCUGAUUUUUUUUUUUCAAAAUCUGGUGAAAAUGAAAUAUUAAAUACAAUACAUGUAUAUAUAAUUGUUUCAAUGAAUUUUUUUCUGCUUAUAUAUGUACUUGUACAUAUAUUAUGAAUUGUGAAUGUACAUGUAAUUAACAAAGUUAAUUAACAAAAAUCCAGCAUAUCAGGAACAGUAACUCUGUCUAUAAUCUUGAUGGAACAUUAGCUGUGAUACACCUUAAUACAUAUUUUAUUAGCAUACUUGUUUGAGAGAGCAGACAUGUGUGAAUUUCUGUAUGAUUUUAUAUGAUUCAGGUUUACAUGUGUUUCGAGUGUGAAUUUUGUAGUCAUGGUUCAGAUACUUUGAUUUUUUUUUAUUUAAAUCGUUGUUAUUUGUUUACCACUGAUUUUUGUUAACAUGAGCAUUUGAUGGAGAUAGCUUCUGACGGAAGUAAAUUGUUCCAUUGUUUGUCAUCUGUGUUAACAUAUAAAACCUUUCACCUGUAAUUCUCUGAGAGUAGUCUUUUCCUUAUGCAAAGAUGCCUUUUUUGCAUCAUUCACUAAUUGCACUCUUGCUUCAUGUGAGAUGCUUAAAAAAAUGAGUAUGAGUCAGUGAUACCCCCCCCCCCCCCAACAAAAAGCCUUCUUGUUUGAAGACAAGCAACUUAACAGUAUUAGAUGAUGGUUUUGGUUGUCAAUAUGUUAGUUGUAAUUGGUGAGAGAGGUCAGAUGGUUUUGUAUUAACAGUAUUUACAUGUAGUUGUUUAUGGUUUUGACUUUAUGGUAUGAAACAGUUCAGAUUAACCCUGUUUGAUGAAGAAUGUUUCUGUUGUAUGUUGUUGUUAAUCUUUGUUGUUUGUUUCCCUCAAAUAUAUAUUACUCAAAACUAGUAUUUUUUAAUGAACAUACAUAUUCUGUUAAUAUUAAGAGAUAGAUUUUAAAAAAUUUGAUCAGUUUUAAAUAUGUAGGGUGAAUAUUUUUGCAGUUGGUCAUUAAAAGAAAAGGAUAAGGCACUAAACAAGAAUUGCACACUCAAAGACUGGGGCAAAAGAAUUUCAGGUUGAAAUAUUCAAAUAAUUAUCCACUCUCAGAUUGUAAAAAUCUAUGAAGGUUUUUACAUAAAUUAUCCCAUUAGAGUAUAAGCAUAGAAUAAAAAGUUUUUUGGAUUUAUUUGUAGUGUAAUUUUAUGCACACAAACUUUUACAUUUCUCUGAUGUUACUAUGAUGUUUAGAUACAUUUAUUGUCACUUAUUACGACAGAUGUUUAACGAAGAAUCAAUUAAAUUUCAUUUUCCAUAAGCACCCAUGUUCCUGUCAAAAAGAAAGCAAAUGCCCAGAUUCUGUAUAGUUUUCUUUACAUUUUUAAUUUCAUAUUGUUUAAAUAUUUCAGAGAUUCAAAUCAGGACUGAGUACACUAUGCUGUAGGAAAACACAUAUUAGUGCUUUGCUGAAUACAUAAAUUAAUUUUGUAAUAAUUAUGCACUUUUGUUUGGAGAAUUUCAGGAAAAUAAAUUGCACACGUACAUGUACACUUAACAAGAUAAGAGCAAUAUAUUAGAAAUAUCUAUAUUGUGACGAAUCCCAUGCAAAUGUAGGCUCAGUUUUCCUUCUAUACUUUUAUGGAAUUGAUUAUACUUUCAGAUAACUAUUGAAAGUUUAUAUUACCUUGUUUGAAACAAAUUACCUUAGAAAGAGGAUGUAAAUUUUUGUUAACUUGUCAUAUGCUUUCAACACAAUUGACAUAAUUUGUUGGAGGAGGAAACAAUAACCCAAAUUUUUUUUUUCACUUCUGGGUGUAAAGCAAGAAUUAAAUGUACAGUGUACAUGUACCAGCAUGUAAUUAUAUGUUUUUGCAUAAUGUAUUUUUCAUUAAUUUAUUCAAACUUAUGUCAACUUGUUACACUUAAUUGUGAAAUAUUACAGCAAGUUUUGACCACGUGAAAGACAACAUCUUUUUGACUGACAUUGAUUACAUUUGUGGUUGAUAUGUGUCAUAAAAACUUAUGCCAUGUAAUAUGAAUAGAAUGCUUUUUGAUGCCUUUUUGUAAUAAAUACAUAUAUGUUAUAA